Molecule: messenger RNA, 1413 nt
Organism: Colletotrichum karsti
Lineage: Eukaryota; Fungi; Ascomycota; Sordariomycetes; Glomerellales; Glomerellaceae
Product: Upc2 protein
Exons: 1
Coding region: 1-1413 (470 amino acids)
Biological process (GO): regulation of transcription by RNA polymerase II
Molecular function (GO): zinc ion binding; DNA-binding transcription activator activity, RNA polymerase II-specific
Source: RefSeq, a predicted model, not a curated record
AUGGUUCGACACACGCGCGCCUCGGCUGGUCUCAUCAAUUCGAAUGUCGCGGAAAUUGCGAAUGUUGAGACUUCAAAGACUCGACGUUCUCAUAGAAAGUCCCGCAAGGGUUGCACCGAAUGCAAGCGUCGCCAUAUCCGCUGCGACGAGCGACAACCAUCGUGCGCAAACUGCGAGAUUGCUGAGCGCACUUGCGUCUUCCCGCCGCCAAAGGUUGGCAAGCAGAAACGGAAGCUGAGACAGAGUCGGAAUGAAGAGCAACAAUCACAACAAGCAACAGCUGCGUCAACUCCCGACUCCCAAGUGAGCAGUCAAACCAAUACCAAUAACAUCGACAAUGCGGGAGGACUCGACGCCAAUUCUCACCAGAUUCCAUCUCCGGCCUCACCUUUACAGCCAGGCGAGGAGCACACUCCACCCGCCGACUGCUGUCCGGGCUUAUCAAGUAUACCGGGCUUCGUAACCACCAAGGCCAUCUUCACGUCUGAACACAUGGUUCUGCUGCAACACGCUGAUAAAGUGCCAAACUUCACCGGUCCCAACCGCAGCGUAGUUGACAUCGCCGUCCGUCGCGCCGUCGACUCACCCUACCUCCUCGAUGAGGUCCUCGCCUUCACAGCCUUUCACAUGGCUUACCUGUAUCCCGGAUCAGCCAUACAACUCCGCCAUCUCGCGACGGAACUCCAGACCCGUGCUCUCGCCUCCUUUACUCGCCUCACGGAAACGGUUCCCAAUGACGACAAGGCUACUGCAGUCCCUCGCUUCCUCUUUUCGGGCAUCUUGGGCAGACACGUCCUUGCUGACACGCUCACCCACUAUCGCUCUGAUUUUCACUCAUUCAUCGACCGCUUCGUUGAAUGUUUCAAUCUUAAUCGCGGCAUCAGAGCCGUCACACCACCGGCUCGGCACUUUCUGAACAACUCCGAAAUGAAGCCCUUCCUCGACGUUGUACUCAAGGCACAUGCAAGAAUUACUUCGCCGGGAAACGAGUGCGAUCCUCUCAACCAACUCAUGGAUCGCUCUGAUCUCAGCGAGACCAGCACACAAGCCUGUCGCGAAGCCAUUGGAGUUCUCCAGUGGUCAUUUGAUCUCCUUCACGGCCUCGAUGAGGACGAAUUCCCGCAAUCCGCCUCAGCAUUCUCCGUCAAGAUAGAGGCCAGCUUCGUGGACGUCCUGCGCAAGUACCGACCCGAGGCCCUCAUCAUCCUUGCCUACUACGGUGUCUUAUUGCACCGGUGUCGUAGCUUUUGGGCCUUUGGUGAUGCCGGUGCCUUCCUGAUUCGCUCCAUUUCCAGUUAUUUAGGCAGCUACUGGCAAGAGGCACUCGUAUGGCCCCUCCAUGUGCUCGAAACGGAUCCCAAUUCGCAGUCGGUAACUCCAGUGCCGAGACACGAUGCUCUCGCAAGACCGUGA